Molecule: messenger RNA, 2379 nt
Organism: Colossoma macropomum (tambaqui)
Lineage: Eukaryota; Metazoa; Chordata; Actinopteri; Characiformes; Serrasalmidae
Gene: rbm12bb
Product: RNA binding motif protein 12Bb
Exons: 2
Coding region: 474-1994 (506 amino acids)
Cellular component (GO): ribonucleoprotein complex
Molecular function (GO): RNA binding
Source: RefSeq, a predicted model, not a curated record
CCACAGAGGAGGAAGUUACUGCGCUGUUCAUGCUGAAUCGUCCGUCCGUGUCAUUAUUCGGUCACACGGACGGCACUUUUAAACUUUUUUAAUCAUAUAAAAGGCUCGGUGUGACCUCUAACUCUGUCUCGUCACUUAUAAUCGAGCCAAAGCUUCUGUAAGUGUGUAAUAUUUGGCGCUUUUCUGAAUUUCGGCCUUGUUUUUUGGUCUUCAGGUGGAGCUAACUGUGCUAACUCUGCGUCAGCCUUUAGCGCCAGUUAUAAGCUAGUUAUAAUCUUAUUUAUUGCCUUUCCUAAGUCGAUAUAAAUUACUGAAGUCGGUAUAAAGAGAGUGGAAUCCUUAUCUCGACCUUUUUUGUUAUCAUUUCUGUGUUUUUUGUGUUUCCAUGACUGGCUGGUUAGCUUGGCGCAGCUAAUUGUUCAUCGUGGCUAAGCUAAGCUAGCUGGCUAACGUGCUGUUGUGUGUGCUUCAUCAUGGCGGUGGUCAUCCGCUUACAGGGACUCAGAAUCACAGCUGGUUCUGAGGACAUUCGCAGGUUCUUCACUGGCCUUAGAAUACCCGAUGGUGGGGUUCAUAUCAUUGGUGGCGAGCUUGAGGAAGCUUUCAUAAUAUUCGCAUCUGAUGAAGAUGCGAGGCGGGCGAUGAGUCGCUCCGGGGGAUGCAUUAAGGGCUCCCCAGUCCACUUGCUUCUGAGUAGCAAGGCAGAGAUGCAGAAGGUUCUCGAGGAAAGCACGAGGAAAUCUGAAGCGAACAGUAACAGGAGGUUUUACAAGGAGGGAGCGAAAAUACCACCCCCGGCAGCAGAGGGAAGGCCGCCGCCGUUAAAAGAGGAAAUGAGAGUUGAUUUGCGACGAGGAGAACAUCAAGAUUUAGGGAACAGCAGAGCAUCUUCAGCUUCUCUAAUUGGCUCUCAGAAUCAGAUGGGUGAAGGUGUAUCAGAUGAGGUGGGCCUUUAUUUGAACUUGUCCGGAAUGCCGUUCUCGACCACGAAGGAGGAUGUCCGUAAUUUUUUAGCGGGCUUACAAGUUGAGGACAUGAUUUUCUUGAGAAACCGUCGUGGGUUGUUUUAUGGGAGUUGUUUGGUCAAAUUCGCCACCAGAGAGGAUGCCAGAGAAGGUCUAAAGCGGGAUCGGCAGUACAUUGGGCCACGUUACGUCAGAAUAAAGACUUGCUCUGAGGAUGAGUGGCUGGAGGCUGGACGCUUUGGCAGACCAGAAGGUUCAUAUCAAAGAAAAUGCACACCAAGUCCCACUCGAUCACGCUCCCCCAUUCAUUAUCAGUCGAGGUCUAAGUCAAGGUCACGUUCCCCUUCCAGUGAGGAGUACUGCGUGCUGUACGAGAACCUCUCACAGUCAAUCGAAAAGCGAGAUAUAAAUGCGUUACUCCACCCUGUGUUCUUGAAGGAUGAUCAGAUCAUUAUUUUUGCUGAACAGAACCAGGAGAACACUAAAUCUGCUGUUGUGGUGUUCAGAAACCUGAAAGACUAUUGUUCUGGCUUGGCUCACCAUAAGGAAACGUUUCUCCACAGGGUUGUCUACGCAUCUCCUAUCUCCAAAGAAAAGAUGGUUGCCGUUUUAGAGUCUUCUACUGAUUCCAGACACGGUAGAGAAGAAAGAAGGUCCAGCAGAUCAUCUGAACGAUCUCAAAAAAGCUCCCAUGAUUCGGAGAGAAGGUGUCUGUACGUUCGCAAUAUGCCGUUUGACGUCCGUAAAGUUGAGAUUAUGGACUUCUUCCAUGGAUUCCAGCUGGCGGAGGAUAGGGUUGUCCUGCUGCAUGAUGAGAGAGGAGCUGGGCUUGGUGAGGCUUUAGCAAUCUUCCAGACGGAAAAGGAGGCUAUGAUGGCACAAUCUCUGAAUGGGCAAAGGUUUUUGGGAUCAGAGGUCAUUCUGACAUGCAUCACCUUGGCUCAAAUGCAGGUAUUUGGUGUCAACCCCAAGGCAGUCGGAAGCAUACCAGAGAGGAAAUGUUCAGAGGAGCCCGGGGCGAUACAGUGACCCAUCACAUUUCUCUAAUGACCGGAUGUAUCUAGAUGAACGUGAUGUUAUGCCUGAUGGGCCCCACUAUGGACAGGGCAACCGUGGCCCACUUGGCAAUUUUGAGCACCCUGAUGCUUAUGGACAGGCUCCGCAAGGUAACGGUUCUGGCUCCCAUCAAUAUGGACAGUCUGACCAACGGUUUGAUGGACCUACAUGUCUAAAGUUGCUCAAUCUGCCCUCCAAAAUAAGAAUCGAUGAAAUUUAUGACUUCUGUUAUGGCUACAGAGUAAUUCCAGGUUCAGUCUCAUUGCAGUACAAUAGGAAGGGAUUAUCUAGUGGUUCUGCUACUGUCGUGUUCGAAACCCACACCGAAGCAGUCACUGCUAUUCAAGAAUUAAAUGGA